UAGCAAAUUUAAGCUGUAUUGCAUGAGUGCCAAAGUGCUCACAAGAUCGUUUCCGUAGGAGAGGUGGCGUUUAGUUCACCUCUCCUGUGGAUGCGGUGUGGUACGCACGUUCGAACCACUUCCAGCUUCAGUCUAGCUGAGAGAUUCGUGGUGGUUGGUCAUAGCUCUGGCUGUAUGCUUUGACUGUGACUGGAUCCUUGCGUACCAAAAAUAAUCGACAGAUCUGUCUUCGCUUGGAUAUCUACAUAUUACAGAUUCAAGAUGGCGGUUUUGAAGCUCGAGUGGUCGGAGCACAAGACGCUUGCUUGCGAAGCUAUUACACAGGCCUAUCGCCGUGGCUUGUACACAGACGUAAACCUCUCGGUUGAAGGUCGGACUAUCAAGUGCCACCGCAUGAUCUUGGCUCAUCACUCGACCUACUUCAGGGGAAUUUUCUCCCAAAAAGACACUCGCGAUGCACCUCUCAUAGUAUUGAUGGGCUCCCCUUUUGAAGUGGUCGCUUCACUUGUAUCAUUCAUCUAUUGCGGCAGCGUCACAAUUUGUAGAUCUCAGCUACUAGAACUCAGGCUACUUGCUGAAAGAUUAGGAGUAACCUGCUUGCUUAAUCUAGGAGAGCCACCACUGACACAAGUACCUCUGUGCUCACCCACUAGCAUCAUAAACGCAGCCGAAGCCCUUCAAGAGAUGAAGCACGGUGCUCGCAUCAAACACGACGCUUCAGGCAACCAGCUCGCAUAUAUCAACCAGACAACUCGUGCCAACCAAGCGGCUCUGAUCAACCAUUCGGCAUUUGAUAACCACGGUGCUCGUGUUAACUUUGGAUUAGAUGUUCCCCAAGACUUCCCUAAUGGGUAUCACACCGCUCCUCGUCACCCCGAGAGGGAAUUAUCUGCUGGACAGCCCAGUGAAGGAACACGACCACCAUCUAUGGCCGAGGACCCGAUGGACAUGGAUACUAAACAUCGUCGUUAUCGAGCUGCCGGAUGCAAUAACUCCCCUCCGGGUUCUAUCCGAAGCCCACUUCUACAUACUCAUUUCUUGUCUACUGGAUCGAAAAAACGGAGAUUGUCAUCUGAUACUGAAACGUACUCGGAUGAAAGGAAUGCUUCACCCAGCACUUCCGGACUGCCUGAUGUAUACAUCCGAGAUGAUGAGGAAGAGGGCGAAAGCGAGGAUUCAGAUGGGGAACUCCUUAUUGACGAAGGACCGGAAGAACUAAAAUGCGAAGAUCCAUCAUAUAAUAACAACUCAGAGGAGCCUCAAGACCUUCGUGUUGAGCCACGCGUAUCUUCACUUCCAAUUUACCCUACUUCGAUAUCCGUAGCUGCAGUCAACAGCUUCAUUCAGUCGACUGCUGAUUCGAAAUCAAAAUACCUUGUGCCAAUUUCAUCCGAAAAUCCUUCCGUACGACGACUUUAUACUUCUUCCGGCAUUCAUGACGUCACAAUCCAGCCCGCCUCCUCGCGAAGCACUCCGUCGACUCCUGGCUUGCUGAUGGAUAGGAAAGUGGCUGGUCAUAACAAUGACGCUUCGAUGCUUGAAGUGAACGGGUCUAGUCCUAGAGGUUCUCCUAACUCGGCAAAUGGCAUUAGAAGCGGCAAAGCACCUGAAAAGACAUACUCUUUGGAACAACUGAACACUGCUAUAAACGCUGUCAUAUUCGAGAAAGCCCAGCCCGUUGAAGCUAUCAACAAGUAUAAUAUUCCUCGACGAACAUUUUUUCGGCAUUUGAAAAAUAAACGUAAUGAAUUAGGCAUUGAACCCAAAAGUCGUUCAAAGCCUUCAUCAAGGUCGGGUAGCCCAAGCAGGAACGUAAGUUCGUCUACAUCGGCCGCUGCUGCAUCCACGUUUAACUUGAACUCCAUCCCUACGAGCGGAACACAUCUUCACGCUAUGCUAAAAAGUAUAACGUCAGCCAGCAAUAAAAUGUCCGAAGCUACUGCUGAAACGAAGAAGAGGUUUAAGGUUGAAAUGAGAAUGCCAGAGACGGAAUCGAGGAGUGGAGAAGAAUCUGAUUCAGGGGCCUCUGGGUCAGAUACGAGUGAUUUGAUUGCUUCCAGCUUGCAGGUGCAAGUUAAGGAAGAGAGUGGCGAUGUUGAAAUCUCGUAGUUAAUUGGCAUUAAGUCGAUGAAACUUCAAGAUCGGUGUUAAUUAUUGGAACGAAGGGCCUGAUGAAAAUUGACUAAUUGAUUCGAUGAAGAACUGUGUAAAGUAAAGGUUGGUGUUGGAUGCGCAGCUACGGCGUGAAAGUGACUGAUGAUCGGUUGGAAUUGUAAUCCUCGUCUUAUUAGAAAAUCCCUUACGAGCAUGAAACGAAAUCGAAGAACGUGGCACUUAGCGAGCGGGAGUGCAUUGAUUGUAUAGAAUGUUUGAAGGUUAGUGUCUUUGCCAAGAUUUGCUUACUAUUUUCGAUCUCAUCGCUAGUGUAGUUAUUGUGAGCCGGAGCGUCGCCGGCAGUUUCAAUGUUAGUGUUUAAGCUGUUACUAUAAUCAGCAUUGAUUGUUGCUCAAACAAGAUCAUGACAGCCACCGUGAAAAGAUGGCGUGAUAGGUUUUCAUUAUUAAUGAUAUGGUUCAAACAUUUUGGCGAGUCAUUCUGUUACUUAAUUCGUUGAAGUGUCACGAUUGUGGUCAACUUAGUAGACUGGCUGUGUGAUUUUUUAUCGGCUAUAAACUUGAACGAAAAUUUACUGGUCUCCCUGAUUUUUGCGUUCUCUUGUUUUGUUCAAGUUAAUGCCUUUGUUAGUGUUACUAAUAAUACAUAUCAUAACGUGACAAAAACCUUAAUGUCUUGCAGUCGAAUGAGUGUAGACAUAUAUCGACGUUGUCGAAUGUUAUUAUUCAAGAUAUGCCAGUGCUUGUCACGAUUACUCAUGUGGGUAUUAUUAAUGUUACAAAUUGAAACUAAGUGGCAUUGUUAUUAAGAGUACAAUUUUCUGUCUUAGCGAUAUUUUGCUUGCUCUCUAAGAUCUUCCUUAUUGCGUUUAAUUCAAUGACAUCGAGUCAUCUCGACAUAUAUCAUAAACGAAUUAUUUCUCUUCUGUAAGUAAUACGUCUCGGCUCGAUUCCUUGUCCAAAGUAUUGUUUUACUAUAGAUCCUUCUGUGUUAGUGAUAGAAUAUAUAUGGACUAGUCGUCUAUAGAGUACACGAGGUUACGUACAUGCUCGUGUAAUGACAAAAACUGCCUACUCCAAUGCUGACGUUGAUUUCUCGUUCGUUUGUUAUGUUCUUUUUUGAUUGUAUUUUGUUUUUCAAUUAGAUUCUCAAAACGCUCGUGUGCCAGCGAUUCUCAAUUCAAUAAUUUUAGGAAUACUUGAGGCUCGCAAUUGACAGGUAAAGGCAUAAAGUAUCGAUAAAAACGAUGCUAAAAUUUUACGCUGUAGGUGAUAGUUGAUGAAAUAAAUAAAUUGUAAUUACCUAUGUAAUUUUGUACAAACUGUGUUUUCACAAACUUAUUAUUGAAUAAAUGGUCAAAAUUUA
This is a messenger RNA of Hyalella azteca, 3480 nucleotides long. Its product is annotated as protein tramtrack, alpha isoform. Bases 262 to 2109 code for a protein of 615 amino acids. The record is from RefSeq and is a predicted model, not a curated record. Gene Ontology annotation, molecular function: protein binding. The transcript is spliced from 4 exons. Lineage: Eukaryota; Metazoa; Arthropoda; Malacostraca; Amphipoda; Hyalellidae.